Molecule: messenger RNA, 1025 nt
Organism: Thamnophis sirtalis
Lineage: Eukaryota; Metazoa; Chordata; Lepidosauria; Squamata; Natricidae
Source: RefSeq, a predicted model, not a curated record
CCGCCUUGCACCGUUUUCGCCCUCCGGAGUGUUGCAGAGGAGCUGGCUGGAGAGGUGGAGGUCCCUGCCUAGGUGUUGCUCAUCCAGACCAUGGGGGAUCUGGGGAGACUCGGGUCUCAGAACAGCCCUGAAAAACGAACCUCCGAGUCGAGGGCGUCGGAAGGGCUGCAUCUGCAAGCCGUCGAAGGGUUGUGGGGAGAAGCCCUCUGUGAGAAACAUCGCGAGCCCCUCAAGGUUUUCUGCUGGGAGGACCGCGACCUCAUGUGCUUGGUAUGCGACAAAUCCAAGAAGCACCGAGCCCACUUGGUACUUCCCGCCGAGGAGGCAGCUCAAGAAUACAGGAAAGAGAUCCAGAUCAAGCUACAGAAUCUGAAGCUGGGGAGAAAGGCCAUUGAAGGAUCAAAGCAGACUCAGGAGAAGCAAACGGCUGCAUAUUUGGAAGACAUCAAAGCACAGAGAAGAAAGAUUGUGCAGGCCUUCCAGGAACUCCGCUCAUUUCUAGAAGAGCAGGAAUGUGUCCUCUUGGCUCGGUUGAGUGAUCUGGAGAAGCAAGAGGAUGAAAGUAGCACCAGACUUUCAAACAACAUUUCGCUUCUCAGUGACCUGAUCUGUGACCUGGAGAAGCACUGUCAGAGGCCUGCGGGUGAAUUUUUGCAGGUGGAUGUAGGGUUGUUGCUUUUUUAAACAUAAAUUGUUGGGGCUGUUUCUCCCUGAACCUAAGCAUCUUUGCAAAUUCACAACGCAGAUUAUCAUCUUUGCAAAGAUGCUUAGGUGGCAAAACAAAGAUGAUAAUCUGCGUUGUGAAUUCAGUCGUAAUUUCAGUAAGAAUCUUGUGACACUGGAUUUCCCCAGAAUCCCACUGACAGAUGUUCUUUCUUUGCAAAAUAAAUGCAGGGAUAUAGAACUUUGAACCAAACCUCUUUCUACUCAGUGGAAUAUUUCUAAGCAUUUCCACAGGAAUUAACAAACACUGGGUGUUUGUUAAUAUGAUUUCUUGGCUAGGGAUAUUUCUUUUUCUUUUUGUC